AUGGAUCCGGAAACAUACAGUGGAUCAGUGAAUUGUGCACUUCCAUCAUCAUUACAUACAGUUAAUAAUGAAACAUGUUCAUCAAAUCGUCGUUAUCAUCAUAAAAAACGUCAUGAUGACGUCCCAUCAUCAUCAUCGGUACCUGUUGUUUCAACUGAUAGUCAAGAUGAACGUAUUGAAGUAAAAAUUCUUCCACAAGAUGAUAAUUGGGGUGAAACAACAACAAUAACAUGUAACGGAGUUAAUGAAGAUACAUUAACAAAUAAUAAUGAUACGACAUUACAACUAAAUGAUAAUCAUCAUAAUCAUCAUUUACAACAUGUAUCAAAUAACUUUCAUCGACGAACAUUAUCUAUAACAAUAACACAAUUUUUUAUUUAUUUACUUUGUUUAAUUGCUUUCAUUUCACCUAUAUUCUUUCUUAUAUUACCAUAUAUAUUAUUAACAUCGGAUAUAAUAUUAUCUAUUGAUGAUUAUUCACCAAUAUUAACAAUUAUUUUUAAACUUAUUUUUUUAUUUUUUGGUACAUUUCUAUUACUUUAUCGACGUCGUAAUCGAACAUAUUUACCAUGUAUUCAUAUACAAAAAACAUGUUUAAUUCUUAUUCUAUUAAUUGUUAUUAUUGUCUAUUGGUUUUAUUAUAUAUAUAAAAUAUUAAAAUCAAAAAUAGAUAAAUAUGAACAAAUUUUAUCAAUGACAUCAACAUAUGAAGAUUUACUUUUAUUUAUAUUAAUAUUAUCUGUGCUUAUCUUAGAAGUUAGAUGGUUAUAUCCAAAAUGGAUUGUUAAAGUUGUACGAUCACCUGAUGGACAAAUAAGAGAAUAUACAAUUGGAUCAAUGUCAAUACAAGAAGCGAGUGUUUAUUUAUUAGAACAAUAUUAUAAAGAUUUUCCUGUAUUUAAUCCAUGGUUAGAAAAUGCUCAUCAAACACAAGCUAAACGUCAUCGAACAUUUUCAACAAAAUCUGUUGGAUCACAAUCGAAUUCCUCAACUAUUGCUACAGGUACAAAUGGAAAUGCUGCACGAUCAAUGCGUGGAUUUAAUGAUAGAUUCUAUGAUGAACUCGAUUAUGAACGUCGUGUACGAAAACGACGUAUAAAAUUAAUAAUUUCAUGUGAAGAUGCAUUUACACAUGUUCGAAAAUGCCUUGAUGAAAAAUAUGGUUCACAUAUACCAAUGGAUGCUCGAGAAGCAGCACAAGCUGUCUUUUCUUCUAUGUCACGAUCUCUUCAAAAAUAUCUUCGAUUAACACGACAACAACCUUAUUUUACACGAGAAUCAAUCAUAUCUCAUUUAGCAACAUGUUUAUCACAUGAUCUUUCUCCACGAGCAUUUCUUGAACGUUAUAUUCAAACAGAAUCUCAACCAUUAGCUACAUUAUUAUUUCCUAUCUUAGCAUCAAUGACAAAUAAUCAAGAACAAUCAUGGACACUUGUAUGUGAUACACAAACAUUAACAAAUGAUGAAGAAAAAUGUCAAAGAAUAUCUGUAAACCAACCAAUUUAUUCAAAUUUAAUAUUUGUACUUAAACAGCAACAUGCUGAACAUAUUGCUUUAAUAUGCACGUUUCAUCAAAUGCCAAGAGUUAAUUUAAUUGAAAAAUUUUAUGAUUCAAAACAAAAUAAAUUUGUUUUGAAAUUAAAUUCAGAAACAUCUGUUUAA
Molecule: messenger RNA, 1662 nt
Organism: Rotaria sp. Silwood2
Lineage: Eukaryota; Metazoa; Rotifera; Eurotatoria; Philodinida; Philodinidae
Source: the annotation of a GenBank genome assembly